UUCGAAAUGUCUAGAUUGACACAAAUAAAUGGAAUAGUCUCGAGCGACAUGUCCAUAGAUAAGAUAAAACUACCGGCACGCUUGUUAUAUAAGGAGGUCUCGAGCUGGUUUCUUUUCACUCUCGAGGAAAUUCGGCAGCGAGUAAUAGACCACCAACAACAGCCAUGCAGAGUCUCCUUUUCGUAAUGCUCCUUGGAGUGUCAGCAUACGCUCAGCUACCUAGGCCUUGUGAGUCACCAAAGCAAUGGGAAGCGCGAAUGUUCACCCAAGACAUGUCCAAAAACUUUACUGGGUAUGCCAAAGGGAGCUAUGACGAGACGCAGAGGAGGUUCCGAGAGAUUGAAGAAGUUGAAUUCGGAAGUGACCGCGAGUAUUUCGACGUUCUUUACCUCCAUAACGUCGGUAAGGAGUACAGGUUUAAUUUGAAAACAAGGCAGUGCAAUGUAACGAACCUCACGCGUCCCUUCAGGCCUUUUGGAGUCCCUCCUGAGGGUAAAUUCGAGGGUUCUGCCACCGUUGGAGCAGCUGGAGUUCCCAAUGAGUUUAUGGCUGUAAACAAUUUCUAUGGCAACUUCAGCGACGGUGACAGAUUUUUUGGUACUGUCACAAAUCCUGACUGUAUCCCAAUAGCAAGUGGCUUCUACAGCGAGAAUACUGGCUUCGUUCAUAGAACAUUUUUCGAUUUGAACAUAGGAAUCGCAGACCCAAUGGUUUUUAUCCCUCCAAAGGAAUGUCUUUAAAGUUUUGUAUUUGACACCUAAACAUUAAACGUAAAAAAAA
Messenger RNA from Pecten maximus, 780 nucleotides. RefSeq names its product mammalian ependymin-related protein 1-like. Lineage: Eukaryota; Metazoa; Mollusca; Bivalvia; Pectinida; Pectinidae. The record is from RefSeq and is a predicted model, not a curated record. Gene Ontology annotation, molecular function: calcium ion binding. Gene Ontology annotation, cellular component: lysosome; extracellular region. Bases 165 to 740 code for a protein of 191 amino acids. The transcript is spliced from 5 exons. Gene Ontology annotation, biological process: cell-matrix adhesion.